Messenger RNA from Pteropus alecto (black flying fox), 4976 nucleotides. It is a transcript of the gene LRCH1, whose product is annotated as leucine rich repeats and calponin homology domain containing 1. Gene Ontology annotation, molecular function: protein binding. The record is from RefSeq and is a predicted model, not a curated record. Bases 252 to 2567 code for a protein of 771 amino acids. The transcript is spliced from 20 exons. Lineage: Eukaryota; Metazoa; Chordata; Mammalia; Chiroptera; Pteropodidae.
UGGAGACACAUGCGCGCUGCCUGCCGCCGCAGUCCUUAGCUUCCCAGGGACAGGAAACCUUCGAGACUGAGCUGCCACUGCCGCCUCCCCGUCCGCCCAUCUGCCACACUCUCCUCCCCUUCUUGCAUCUUUCGGUGGAGCACUGCGGGGACUCGGUCCGGGGUGCCGUCUCCCCCUCCCGGGGGAAAGCUGUAACCCCUCCGCAGAAGCUGCGGGGCGGCGGGGCGGCGUGUGUGUGGCGGGGGGAGAAGAUGGCGACGUUGGGAAGCGAACCCCAACCUUUCGUCCCUGCUCUCUCAGUGGCUACUCUGCACCCACAUCAUCAACCCCACCACCAUCACCACCAGCAGCAGCAGCACCACCAGCAGCAGCACCACGGAGGAACCGGAGCCAACGGCGGGGCUGGAGGAGGCGGUGGCGGCAGCAGUGGGGGCUUCAAUCUGCCCUUGAACCGGGGGCUGGAGCGCGCGCUGGAGGAAGCGGCCAACUCCGGGGGGUUGAACCUCAGCGCCAGGAAAUUGAAGGAAUUUCCCAGGACCGCGGCUCCUGGGCACGACCUUUCAGACACGGUGCAAGCAGACUUAUCUAAAAACAGACUGGUUGAAGUUCCAAUGGAAUUGUGCCAUUUUGUAUCACUGGAAGUUCUUAAUCUAUAUCAUAAUUGUAUCAAAGUCAUUCCUGAGGCCAUCGUUAAUCUGCAGAUGCUGACCUACUUAAACUUGAGUCGAAAUCAGCUGUCCGCCCUGCCCGCCUGCCUGUGUGGUCUGCCUCUCAAAGUCUUAAUCGCAAGUAACAACAAACUUGGAUCACUGCCAGAAGAGAUAGGUCAGCUCAAACAGUUAAUGGAGUUGGAUGUCAGCUGCAACGAGAUCACAGCCUUGCCCCAGCAGAUAGGUCAAUUGAAAUCUCUACGAGAACUGAAUGUCAGAAGAAAUUACCUUAAAGUUUUACCACAAGAGCUAGUAGAUCUUCCCUUGGUAAAGUUUGACUUUUCCUGCAAUAAAGUGCUCGUGAUUCCCAUUUGUUUUAGAGAGAUGAAGCAGCUGCAAGUAUUACUACUUGAGAAUAACCCUUUGCAGUCUCCUCCAGCACAGAUUUGCACAAAGGGCAAAGUGCACAUAUUCAAGUAUCUGAGCAUACAAGCAUGCCAGAUUAAGACUGCUGACUCCCUGUAUCUCCACACAAUGGAGAGGCCACAGUUACACCAGCAUGUGGAAGACAGCAAGAAGGAUUCUGAUUCAGGCGUUGGAAGUGAUAAUGGAGAUAAGCGAUUAUCUGCCACAGAGCCUUCUGAUGAAGACACAGUUAGCCUCAAUGUGCCAAUGUCAAAUAUCAUGGAAGAAGAACAGAUCAUCAAGGAGGACUCGUGCCAUCAUCUUAGUCCAGUAAAAGGGGAAUUUCAUCAGGAAUUUCAACCAGAGUCUUCCCUUGUGGGUGACAAUGACAGCUUAGGAGAAGAAAGAGACCAAUUUACCCAUGGAACAGAUGUUCUUCACUCGGAAUUUAUAAACUAUAAUAAGGAUGGGGCAGAGGACUGUGAAGAACUGUUACGGAUAGAAGAGGACACACACUGGCAGUCUGAGGGAAUAAUAAGUUCAUCCAAAGACCAGGACAUGGAUAUAGUGAUGAUUGAACAUAUGAGAGAAGCAGUAGAUCUGCUACAAGACCCCAACAGAUUAAGCACAGAUAUUACAGAGAGAAGUGUUGUAAACUUUUAUCCUACGGAAUCAGCAGAAGCCUUAGAAUUACAAGAUUCUGCACUAAAUGGUCAAAUACAGCUGGAGACAUCUCCGGUGUGUGAGGUGCAAAAUGAUCUAACAUUACAGAGUAAUGGGAGCAAGUAUUCUCCAAAUGAGAUUAGCGAGAACACCCCAGCAAUCUCUCCUACCACCAACAGUACAGCUCCAUUUGGCCUGAAGCCUCGAUCAGACCCAGCCCUCACUCUUCCUCCUAUCUCCUUCAACAAACUUACACAGGCACAAACAUGGGACAACUCUAGCUACAGUGUUCCAUCUGAAGGAGACAGUGACAAUGUAUUUCUAAGACCUCAGAGAAAUUUGGAAUCUAUAGACCCGCAGUUUACAAUUCGGAGGAAAAUGGAACAGAUGAGAGAAGAAAAAGAACUGGUGGAACAACUCCGUGAGAGCAUUGAGAUGAGACUCAAGGUCAGCUUGCACGAGGACCUGGGGGCUGCGCUCAUGGAUGGCGUUGUCCUCUGCCAUCUGGUCAAUCAUAUCCGCCCACGAUCUGUUGCAAGCAUCCAUGUCCCCUCACCAGCAGUUCCCAAGCUUAGCAUGGCCAAAUGCAGAAGAAAUGUGGAAAAUUUUUUGGAAGCAUGCCGAAAAUUAGGAGUACCAGAGGCUGACCUCUGCUCUCCGUGUGACAUCCUGCAGUUGGAUUUUCAUCACAUUCGAAAGACUGUUGACACUCUUCUGGCCCUCGGGGAGAAACCCCCACAACCAACUACUGCCUUUCGCUCCAGGGACCUAAUAAGCUUUUGUCUUGUCCAUACUUUCUUUAUAGUGCUGAUCUAUGUCACUUACCACUGGAAUGCUCUGUCCACGUAAUGUCUGCAUGUGCGUCCAAGCACUCUGCUCUGUCACCCAGAUCCAUUACGGGGUCCUUCCUUCAUGUGAGCCUUUGCUUUGCAACUUCCAUCCUUGUUACCUCUCCAGUAGUCACUCGAGUUUCAAAGCUGAACAUUUACAAAUCAGAUCUUCCAAAAGCACAAACUUUAUAGAAUGCAGUUCCCAUUAAGUAACUUUUCUCACUCACUGAAAAACAGUGACAACAAAGUGUGUUCAUACCUCACACUUCCUCAUUCACACAGUGCCCGCAGCAGUACUGUGCAGUUCCUUUUCUCUCUGUCGAGCGUCACUGUGCUGACUGGCGUCACUGUGCUGACUAGCAUGGAAGAGAGUUUCAGAACAGGAGCAAAGGGGAUUUAUCAUAUGGAAAUUUUUCUUUUGCAGUAUUUAAGUCAAAACCCACUUAAUUGAACUAUAGAGGGACCACUUUGCAGAGGAAACAGAAAAAUGGCAUUUGGGCCCAAUUCAGUCUAUACAAAUCUUACUAACAGCACCACUGACCACGUUGAAAAAUACCAUCUGGAGAAUGACUGCUUGCCUGGCCUUUCCAUUGGAUUCCUCCCUUCUUUCUGCAGUGGGAGCUGUGAAGGGCACCAGGGAAAGUUGCCACCAGCUUCUACCCUGGACCAGGCCCUCUGCCCUGCAGCAUGAGACUAAGCUGUGCAGAACAGCGCUGGGCAAGGAAGGGGCCAUUGCUGUUAGAGCACCACAUGGAGGAUUUGCUCGGCACCAAUUUCCAUGUAUUUUUACUUCUUACUUAUUAGCCUGUACUCAGAGGCUCUUAGAAAAACAUUUUCCAGAAGAGAUUUCUAUUUUUAAAUAAUGUAAUAGGUCAUUUUGGCUUUUGCUACAUCCCAUCGUAAUGGCAGGUACAGAAUGUGAUGGAUUUGACUGUAGUUGUUUUCAAACAAAGCCAUGAGUCAUGGAACAUUCUUGGUCCUGGGGCUUGGAUUUACUAUGGCAGGAGCUAAUAAUAAGCUUGCUCUUAUUUUAGAAGAAUUUAAUUUCUCUGACGAAUUGAAAUUUCCAUUUAACCUUUGUUUUCCAGUGACAUUAGCAAGCUGCUUUUAUUUGUGGAUUAACUAUAUCUGCUUUAUAGCAAUGUGGUCAGUUUGUAAUUAAAAGAUAAAACCAGUAGAAUCUUAUCUAGGCCAGGAUAUUCCUGGUUUUGGGAUGUCUUUUUCUAAUAAGAGAGUGUCCUGUUACAAGGUUAAGGAAUCUCCUGUGCUUUAGUCUACGUCUGGUUGCAAAAUACUGUUUCUUAAAUUAGUGAGCUGAUAGAGUUAACUUCAUCAAGAUAAAUUUGAAGUUUACUGAGAUGCAAAUGGUCAUCAUAGAUAGCUACUGAGAAGAUAAUUGUAUUUUUCUGAAUAUUUCUAUGAAUCCAGGCUACUGGAGAAUGUGGAACACCCAUGGAAGAGUAUCUUUAUAAAUGUUCUUUGUUGUUAAAUCAGCUAAGAUUUUCUAACAGAAAACAUUCUUGGCAUGAUAAUAUCUUGCGUUAACUGAGCUUUUUCCUCCUGAUUUUGUAAUGACGUGAAAUACAGGGUAUGUGGAAGUUAUCGAAUAACCUCCAUUGUGUAUAGAUAACCUGCAGAUGUACUAAAUCAACUUUGGUGCUAUCUUGUACUCUUCAAUCUGUAACACAAUAAAAUCCCUUUGUACCAUGUCUGAAGAGCACAUUGAGCCAUAAGUUGCUUAAUAAACACUUUGGGGUAAUUAUUCCAAGUUUUUGUCGGCCCAUCGGUACAUUUAUUUGUGCACACCCAGAGUAGUGCUCAGCAUUUCCAUCUGUCUCUGCAGGGCAUUGAGUCUUCCCAUUAAUGAUCACCCUUAGGGUUUUUUUCUUCUUUAUGGGGCCUAAGGGGGAGGAGAGAGAUGAUUCACUGGUGGCCACCUGAAAGAAAAUUCUAUCAAUAAAAAACUGAGUAGAACAAUCGUGUGAGAUCCGAUUUAAUUUUCAUGUUGACAUUGUUCUCAAACUAUGUUAAUAUUUCAUUUCUGGUGUCCAAAGUAUCUUUGGACACACUUUUAUUUUUCAUGCCAUUACUGUAUCUGUACCCUACUGUGCUGCUCCUCUUGGGAUCUGUUGGAUGAUUGGUAUUUUUUCAUCAAAUAGUAUAGUAGCUAGCAGAACACAAUUAAUUUAGCCCUUUAGGCAAAACACUGAGUGAACUGCCUCACCUAUUGUCAAGCUGUUAAUUUCUAUUCGGAAUAUUAAGUGGCUUCAUGGUUCUUCUCCGAGGUUCCCGUCAAAGGCAAGCGUGAUGCUGCCAUUGUAGUGUGACUGCCAAACACCUUGUCAUCUGUCAGGUGGGCAGGGAUUUAGUUGUGUGAUUUGUGUGUGCAUAUUAAACCUCCUUCCUCUUGCAAGAAAGACCUUUUUUU